AAAACUAGCUCAACCUUUUUUGGAAAAGAUUUUGAAUGAGUACGAGCACGUGCUGGAUGGUGAAUGGAAAGAAUUGGAAGAAGAAAACGAGACGGAUCGGAGAAGGGGAAAAGAUGAUGCUGCAGGAAAUAAAAGGUGGUUGAAGGCGAAAUGGGUUUAUCCAAGAGAACAGGAAUUCCAGAAGAAAGCGAAUAAUAAGAGGGUAAUCCUUUAUCUACACGGUGGUGCCUAUUUAUUGUGUAACGCAGAUUCUCAUAGAGCUAUCACCACGAAAAUCGCAAGUGAAGCUGAUGCUUUGGUUUUUGCCGCCCUACACGAUGCUUUGGCCGCCUAUCUCUAUCUCACAAAUCCACCUGAAAACGCCAAUUUCGAAGUAAUAGAUCCUAAACAAAUUGUCAUAAUGGGUGAUAGUGCAGGCGGUGGUUUGGCUAUGGCUCUAGGAUUAGCAAUUAGGGAUGCCGGAUUACCAAUGGUCGCUGGAUUGUCCCCAUGGGUAGACCUAACUCACAGUAUGCCCUCACUCCUAAACCCACUUUUCGCUAACACCGACUACCUUCCUAGCAGCUUCUUUACUCAAAAAUCCUCCCCUGCCUUAGAUGACUUCCAUCGUAAAUCAGAUGCCUUGUCAAGACGCAUUAAAAAAGAAAAUAAACCUCAGUUUUGGGAUGAUUCAUUUAAUCGUAGCGAGCGAGUGCAAUUAUAUGUGCCUAACGAGGCGUUAUCAGUGCCUUACGUAAGUCCGAUGUGUGCUGCGAGUUUGGCGGGAUUGCCACCCAUGUUGAUACAAACUGGUGAUGGCGAAAGAAUCCGAGACGAAAUAAUAUAUUUUUCAUUUAAAGCCAGUCAGCCAGAGAAAUAUAAUUUACCUUUAUAUAAUGCUGAAAAUUUUAGAAAAUCACCGUUCAAGACGCCAACAAACGUUACAUUAGAAAUUUACCAAGAAAUGCCGCAUGUGUUCCAGGCAUUUGAAUACAGCACACCCGCCAAAAUAGCAUUCAAGAAUUCUGGAGAAUUCAUCAAAAAAGUGAUUGAUAGUGCAACAAAUCAGACCGCCGCCUCUAUAGUAUCCGAUCAAGAUUUCAAAGAAAGCACAUAUUCAGUUAUAUCACCAACCGGCAAACAUCUCCCACUAAAAGAGGAGCAUCACUCAGUACUGAGGUGGAACGAGGUUGGUAAAGUACCAUCUGUGGAAAGACCCAAGAUAAAGCCACGGUCACAAAACAACUCGUAA
Acaulospora colombiana is the source of this 1231-nucleotide messenger RNA. NCBI's taxonomy places the organism in Eukaryota, Fungi, Glomeromycota, Glomeromycetes, Diversisporales, Acaulosporaceae. The record is from the annotation of a GenBank genome assembly.